CAGAACACGGCUCUUUACUCUGCCUUCACAUCGUGCUUUCAUUGCUGCAAAAUGUGUCUCAGGACUCUUGGAUUUGUCCUCGUUUUGUUUCCUGGAUUGCUUCAAGCACAGGGUUGUGAUCCUCCCAGACUGGUUCAUGGUAACUUUCUCCCCAGACAAGAGGCUUACUCUGACAGAACCACGAUCACUUAUUCCUGUGAUAACGGAUAUAAACCUGUAGUGGAGGGUUGGUGGGCAACCAGUACCUGUGAACGUGGGAAAUGGUCUCAUGAACCGCAAUGUAUAGAUGAAAGCGCCUGUUUUGGACCAACUAUUCCCAAUGGAAAGUACCCUAAAAACUCAAACGGCUGGUAUGAGGAUGGAAGUACACUAACGAUAACAUGCGAUGGAGGAUUUGAGCACCAAAACCAGAUCAACACCACUACCUGUGGAAAUGGAAAAUGGUCCUCUGCACCAGUCUGUGAGAGAAGUAUGAGUGCAUGCAGUGCACCUCCUAAAAUCCCCCAUGCAGUCAUCAUUCAUGGAUACCAGGAAGUGUUUGCAGCAGGUUCAGAAGUGCAGUAUGAGUGUGAAGAUGGAUACACUGCACACACCGAGAAAUCUGUUUGUAUACAGGGAAACUGGACACCAGUGCCAACAUGCACAUCUUCUAGCACCUCUGAUUCAAAUAACAGAGACAACAGUCUUAUACCAAUAAACAUUCAGUCGUGUGGAGCCCGCCCAUACAUUGAAAAUGCUGUAAUUGUGGAAGAAGGUCCAAUGCAUUUGAAAUACCAGUGCAAUCGUUAUUACAAACUAGCUGGUCCAGAGGCUGUGAGUUGUUACAGUGACGCUCACUGGUCCAAACUGCCCACCUGUGAAGAAGCGUUCUGUGUGGUGGAUCCUGCUAGAUAUGCUCGUUAUGGUCUUGUAAAAACUUCACCUGAAUACAUGCGGGAAGGAGAGACGAAGCCUUUCCCUUGUACAACAAAAGACUAUUAUAUCAAUGUUCGGUGCACUAAUAGAAGAAUAUUUCUGAGCACAUGUUGUCCAACAGCUGACAUUUUUUAUGAAGUGUGCAGAGUAUUCAGAGAACCCAACUGACAACACGACCUUUCUGAAACACUUCAACCAGAAUCUGCAGAGCAACAACGAAACAUGUUUCUUUUCUUUGUACAGUUUUAGUGCUGAUUGCUCUUUAAACACCAAACUGUCCAUAAAUGUUUUGAACUUUGAAUGCACUCAAUACAUGAUGUGCACACUGAAUCCCUAAAUUGUUGACAGCUGGCUGAGGUUUGAAUUCAAUGUUUCAUCAUCAGAGACGUCUUUGUUUUGCUUUGUCUGCUAAAAGAGUGGAGCUGGGGGGUUUGUACAUACCUAGAACAUCUACAAAUGACUGUUUAAAUAUUGAAACUAGUCUUUUAGGCAGUUUUCGAGUAGAGGUUUGGAUUGUGAGUUCUACACAAUGAACACUUUCAUAGAUGCUGCAAUGUCAAAUUCUUCAUGUGUGUACAUGCACAGACCACAUGUGCAUGUACAUGUACCACAAUUUGUUAUUCUAAUUUUAAAAAUGUAAUACAUAUAAAUUCAAUACAGUUUUUAAUAGACACCGUUCAGAACACAGCCUGUGCCUGAUUCUCAUACUUGUAUUCGUUUAGUCAUAAUGUGGAAAAUUUUCAGGAAAAAAGCAGAUGAGCAAAUCUGUAGCUGCCACCUGUCCUCUAGGCUUCACCUCCGCAAAACCUGUGUCUCUGAACUGGAUCUCAACAGUAUUUGUGGUCUCAUAAGCUCUCCUGUGAAUUUUAGUUUGCAUACUAGUUUGCAUGCUUGGAAUUAUUAUUAUUACAGGCUUUUCCACAAUAGAUAUAAAAGUAAAAGUUAGUAAACCUCUAUUAAAGUCUGUUGUUUCUUAGAUUCAGCAAUGAAACUGAAUUUAAAACAAAACAUAGAUGACAUUCUGUCACCUCGGCAAACACCAUGAUCUCACUGCCUAAAGUCAUUCAGUAACUCUUAUUGGAGAGUGUUCAUUAACAUCUUUCACUAAAUAUCAAAGUUUUCUACCUGCCCUAGUUUAAAUUAUAAAAGAAAUUAUUAUGCAUGAGAAUCUCUAGAAUGUUGAAUACUUUUCCAUUAAACAGUCAUCUUCUACUUUAGUUAGGGUUUUUAACAACCAUUUAUUAAACUUAUAUUUUGCUUUUGCUUUAUUUUUUACUGCAAUUUCUGUACAGUAGCUUUUAUAGUGUUAAAUCAGUAUAUGCUACAAAAUAA
Messenger RNA from Maylandia zebra (zebra mbuna), 2247 nucleotides. RefSeq names its product complement factor H-related protein 1. The record is from RefSeq and is a predicted model, not a curated record. Lineage: Eukaryota; Metazoa; Chordata; Actinopteri; Cichliformes; Cichlidae.